Penicillium canescens is the source of this 696-nucleotide messenger RNA. RefSeq names its product GPI anchored serine-threonine rich family protein. The transcript has a single exon. Bases 1 to 696 code for a protein of 231 amino acids. The record is from RefSeq and is a predicted model, not a curated record. NCBI's taxonomy places the organism in Eukaryota, Fungi, Ascomycota, Eurotiomycetes, Eurotiales, Aspergillaceae.
AUGCGUUUCUUCAAUUCCUUCGCCGUCGCCGCUCUGGCCGCCAUCGCCUCUGCUUCCAGCACGGACAACUCCUUCAACAUUCCCACCAAUGGCUACACCUUCAAGGUUGGCGAGCCCACCACUCUGACCUGGACUCCCUCCACCAGCGGCACCGUCACUCUGCGCCUGCAGUGGGGAGCCGUGACAACCGCCAACUCCGGUAGUGUCAUCGCCUCCAACAUCGCCAACGACGGCAGCUACACCUGGGAUGUGCCCUCCAACCUGGCCGCCCAGCCCGACUACACCAUCGAGAUUAUCUCCGACGACAACGACAACGACUACAACUUCCUGCCCCGCUUCACUGUCGAGGGCUCGACCGUCUCCGUCUCUACCUCCACCGCCAGCAAGACCUCCAGCACCUCGUCUGAGUCUACCAGCUCCGCCACCCCUACCACCACCAUGACCACCUCGGAGUCCUCCAGCUCCGCCUCCACCAGCUCCCAGACUACCAUGGCCACCUCCAGCUCCGCUGCCAGCACCUCCGCUAGCACCACCGACAGCUCUAGCUCCAGCACUGCCUCCUCCACCAGCGCCAGCUCCAGCGCCGCCAGCUCCUCGGCCUCCCAGUCCGCCGUGCCCACCACCAACGCCGGUGUCGCUAACCGCGUCUCUGGUGGCCUCCUGGCCGCUGUCGCUGGUGCCAUCGCCAUGCUGUAA